AUGGCUGCAGGGCGCUGGCUACGAAGAGUCUGCGUCUUGCAAGCAAUUUUAGGGGCAUACGCCGCAUAUUCUCCGAUUCGGGACUACAGCGGUUCGACCUUUUUUGAUCACUGGACUUUUUUCGACCAGACAGAUGCUGGGUUAACGAACGGCGAUGUUCAAUUCUUGGGACAAUCAGCCGCUACUUCGCAACGACUGGCAUUCACGAACGGCGCUGGUAAUACAAUUAUCAAGGUGGACAACUCGUCUACCGUCGUUUGGCCAAACAAACGGAAUUCGAUUCGGCUCGAGGGCAAUGAGGCCUAUGGUGUUGGCAGUCUAAUAAUAAUCGAUAUCGUCCACAUGCCCUUUGGAUGCUCUGUCUGGCCAGCAUUCUGGACACGAGGUACGAACGGCAAGUGGCCUGAUGUAGGAGAAAUCGAUAUUAUCGAAGGCGUGAACCGACGAACUUUCAACCAAAUGGCCCUGCAUACGACUCCCGGCUGUGUUCAGGCCGCCAAUGCGACGCAGACGGGGAAAUCGACGAUCACGGAUUGUUCAACUCAGCAAGGAGUCCCCGGCUGCGUUGUCCAGGAACAAAAGCCAGCCAGCUAUGGCACCGCCUUCAAUGCCGCUGGGGGCGGAGUGUUUGCUACCCAAAUCGACGUGUCUGGGAUAUUUAUAUGGUUCUUCAGUCGCCCUGACCUACCAGAGAAUCUGCGAAGUGCCACGGCGUCUUCAUCGCUCGAUACUUCUUCUUGGGGCACGCCUUCAGCCGCGUGGCCGUCGUCCAGCUGCAAGAUUGAAGACCAUUUCACCCCGCAACAAAUCAUCUUGGACCUCACACUUUGUGGCGACUUCGCCACUCCUGUCUACAACCAGACAUGUCCCCCGCCCACGAAGAAUUGCUACGAGGAUAACGUGCUUGGCGACGGAAGCAACUACAACGAGGCGUACUUCGAAAUUCCUUACAUCCGGGUUUAUAAUGCGGACGCUGCUGCAACUCCUACUACGGUUUCGUCGGGUUCCGCUCCCACAUUUUCCGGAACCUCUGGCCCGGGCUCUGGUGGUGCCGCAGGUUCUGGCAACUCCACUUCUGAUACGUCUGGAGGCAAUACGAACAACAACAGCGCCUUGCCUCACUCCCUUCCAAGUGGCUUCUUGAUUUUCACAAGUCUGGCACUCGUUGGUGCUGCCUCGUCUGUCUUUGUUCUGUAA
This is a messenger RNA of Pleurotus ostreatus (oyster mushroom), 1197 nucleotides long. RefSeq lists its product as uncharacterized. Bases 1 to 1197 code for a protein of 398 amino acids. The transcript has 7 exons. Gene Ontology annotation, biological process: glucan catabolic process. Gene Ontology annotation, molecular function: hydrolase activity, hydrolyzing O-glycosyl compounds. NCBI's taxonomy places the organism in Eukaryota, Fungi, Basidiomycota, Agaricomycetes, Agaricales, Pleurotaceae. The record is from RefSeq and is a predicted model, not a curated record.